Oppiella nova is the source of this 992-nucleotide messenger RNA. Lineage: Eukaryota; Metazoa; Arthropoda; Arachnida; Sarcoptiformes; Oppiidae. The record is from the annotation of a GenBank genome assembly.
GGUAGACCCGGACGCCGGACGUAAUCCUCAGAUUAAGCACUGGCUGGUCGUCAAUAUCCCGGGCAAUGAUGUGUCGAAAGGCGAAACACUGACCAACUAUGCGGGCUCUUCACCACCAGUAAAGACUACGCCCAAUAGAUACAUAUUCCUGGUAUACAAACAACCGGGUCAUCUCAUUCACUCGGAAACUCCUUUAUCAAAGGGGUCGGGCGGAGGGCGCGGGGAUUUCAAUGUCCGAGAGUUUGCAAAGACAUAUAAUUUGAGUGAACCCUAUGCCGGCAACUUUUACCUGGCUAAUGGCGAUGAAUAUUCUGUACAAAAACGGAUCCAGAUGGGAUUAUCCAACCAAACAGUUAACUUACAAAGUCAUGGAACAAAACAAAGUUGUUCCUGAUGUGAUCGACACGAUUCCCAAACAUAUAAUCAAGGUUCACUAUUCGAGUGGAGUUGACGUGAAUUUAGGCAAUGAAUUGACACCACUUUUGGUGAAAGAUGAGCCCACAGUGGAGUGGGUGGCAGAGGAGGGCGUCUACUAUACUCUGGUGAUGACUGAUCCGGAUGUUGGCGAGCGCUCAGAGAUUAAGCACUGGCUGGUCGUCAAUAUCCCGGGCAGUGAUGUGUCGAAAGGCGAAACACUGGCCGCUUAUAGGGGUUCUGGACCUCCACUCGAACCUCCACCUCAUCGGUACAUAUUCUUGGUGUACAAACAACCAGGUCAUCUCAAACACUCGGAAACUCCUGUUGGCUUUGACUCAGUGGAGGGGCGGAUAUGCUUUAAGGUCAGGGAGUUUGCAAAGAAAUAUAAUUUGGGUGAACCCUACGCCGGAAACUUAUAUGUGGCUAAAGGGGACGCCUAUUCAGAAGAACGCAGAGCACAGAGAAGACAACAGCAAAAUAAAUAAUUAAUUAAAUGAUUAGACCUAACGAUGAAUUUGAAUGUUGAUUGACAUUUGUGUGCAAUUGUUAUCCGAUUUGAUAAAUGUUGAGCAAAU